Messenger RNA from Paramecium sonneborni, 535 nucleotides. The record is from the annotation of a GenBank genome assembly. NCBI's taxonomy places the organism in Eukaryota, Ciliophora, Oligohymenophorea, Peniculida, Parameciidae.
AUGUUUGUGGAGAUGGAAUUAUUACAGGAAUUGAAGAAUGUGAAGAUGGAAAUACUAUAUAAUAUGAUGGAAUGGUUGGUUUAUUGAUAUAACAGUUUCUGCUUGGUAAUGUAAGGAAUUAUGUGGAGAUUUAAUGAUAGUUGUAAGUGAUUAAUUCAAAGAUGGCAAUCUUCAAGAUACAGACGGUUGUAAGGAUUGUAAAUAUUUCUGUAGAAUUGGUUGUUCUUCUUGUGAUUACAAUAUUCAUAAAUGCUUAAGUUGUGAAUUGUCUGGCUUUGUUCCUAAAGAUUACUAUUGUGAUAAUGUAUGUGGAGAUGGUUUAGUUGUAAUAGAUCUUUCUGGGAUUCAGAGGAAUGUGAUGAUCGUAAUACUAAUAAUAAUGAUGGUAGUAAUAACAUUUGCUAAUUUUAAUGUUAAACAUCAUAUGUUAGUUGUAUAUAUGAAAGAUGCAUAAUAUGCGCAGAUGGAUAUUUGCUUACUAAUGAAAAAAUAUGUAUAUCAAUAUUUGUGGAGAUUUUAAGAUAGUACUUGGUGA